CUGGACACCAUUAGAACCCUACUUGCAGAUCCACAUUCCCGUUCCGAAAGAAAGUGGAAGUUGCUAAGUUUGUUCACGGUAAGAAAACCCGAAGAAGCCGCGAAAUGCAAAGCAAAUGGUGGGAUCGGAUACGUCGACUUUGAUUGGGCUUGUGGUGAUCAGUCGGACGGCUCACUUGUUGUGGUCGGUAUGGUCCAAUACACUUCCAGCAAAAUUGAUGCCACGAGCAGUAGAUCCACCCUGGCGGACGAUGUCAAACACAAACUGGAGAGCGAAUGGUCCGCUUUGGAGGAACUCCUCACAACUGGUCACAGUUACAACCAGCAGGGUACAGAUUUAAUGAUAAGCUGGAAGCCGGAUGAAGAUCAUAAUAUCAUCGUAAAGGAAACUACUCACAGGGCUGCUGAAAAUUUGUCGACAGCCCACGACAGGUUUUGCCCCUCUUGGUGGUCAUCAGGUGAGCGUAGAUCCCCAGUUUCCGUGAACCUUAUGUUCCACCUGAACCCAAAUUGGACUAAUCUCGACAAAUGCACUCAUUUGCAGAUCAGUUUGGCUCUCACGGGGGACUCAACUGAAUCUCUCGUUUAUGGUUUUCAUCAACUAAAUGUGCUGCACACAGGCCACAUCAUGUUUCAGUUGGUCAUAUAUUUGAGAUAUUGCACACAAAUUCCACCUCAUUUCAUCCAGUCUUGUUUUGUGGCAAGUCUCACCAACUACCACCCUAGAAACGAUGUUCACAAUGAUACGUUGUGUUCUCGAAUUCGACAGCGGCUCACACCCUUAGCCGUAUCGGGGCAUAAACUUGGGACGUCUGACGUGCGUGGGGAAAGAUAUGUGGAUAGCGCAACUGUACAAUUACCCUGCAGAAAAACAGGAACAAAAGAGGCGAUGUUGAGUGCGCAGGAAUGCCUGAUUCCAAACAUCCGUGGUCUUUGUUGUAUAUGUAAACUAGAUCAGAAAUCCCGCGCUUCUAAUCGAUUUAUUUACGAAUUGACCUUAUCAGACGAACCUGCUAUCCAGGAUAUGGAUCCGAAGCAUCUGAUCGGAAAAUUGAACCAGUUACACAAAAACAUGCAUUUCUCCGGGAGAAGGAGGUUAUCAAAAAUAUCCGAUGACGCUGUUCUUGCUCUGAGGGAGAGCUAUACGCAAUUUGACGUCAACUGUCCCAAGGACUACAACACAUUCAGCUAUUUCGCUCGAGGUUUGCCCAUUGAACAAUCCGUCAAAGCUGUUGUGUGUAUGUUCGUUCGUCUGAAGUUCGUGGAGCACUGGAGGAUACCAAGUUCCACAUUGGUCCGAUUCGUAUUAGCUAUACAGAGGAGUUAUCGCAACCCUUCCUACCAUAAUUGGACUCAUGCUUUCUGUGUCGGUCACUUUGCAUACUUGUGUAUGGUCAACGCAGAGCAAAGAAUACACGAAUUCCUAAGUCCGCUAGAGUUACUGGCAUUACUGGUCGGCGCCCUUUGUCACGAUAUUGAUCACAGAGGACUAAACAACUCCUUCCAGCAACUGAUCAAUUCACCACUCUCCUCUCUUUAUGGUAUGUACGGCUCGGUUCUUGAGCGUCAUCACGUGGAACAUACGAUGCAAAUCAUCCAGACCGCAAACUGUAAUAUCUUCUGUAAUCUGUCACCCGAGGACGAGAAACGAGCCUUACAGUUGGUACGCCACGUUAUUUUGGCAACGGACUUGGAAGCUCAUAUGAAGCUCAUACCAAAAUUACGUCAAAUGUCUCGUGACGGAUAUGACUCAUCAAGUGAGGAACAUAGGCACAUGUUGCUGUCGUUAGUUGCUACGGCGAGCGACCUGAGCGAUCAGUGCAAAUCUUGGUUCAACAGUCGCAAGGCCGCAAGUCUCAUCUACGAUGAAUUUUUUCACCAGGGGAAACUUGAGCGAUUAGUUGGAGAGGAACCACCAUUCUAUAUGGAUCCGCAAAAAGUUUGCAUUCCUGAGAGUCAGGUUGUUUUCCUCGAUUCCAUCGUAUUACCAUGCUUUCAAACACUUUCAAAGUUACUUCCUGAAUGCUGCGAGGCAGUGCACGCGAUUCAGGCCAAUCGGCGUAAAUGGAAGCAUUUGACGAAGCUGGUGUCCACAAACCAACUUCCCGACUAUUCAACUGAACGAUUGUUUUCCGGCGAAUACGAUGCUAUUGCAAUGCCCAAGUAG
This is a messenger RNA of Opisthorchis viverrini, 2166 nucleotides long. RefSeq lists its product as hypothetical. The transcript is spliced from 13 exons. The record is from RefSeq and is a predicted model, not a curated record. Gene Ontology annotation, biological process: cGMP catabolic process; negative regulation of receptor guanylyl cyclase signaling pathway; positive regulation of gene expression. Lineage: Eukaryota; Metazoa; Platyhelminthes; Trematoda; Opisthorchiida; Opisthorchiidae. The annotation marks the transcript as partial. Gene Ontology annotation, molecular function: 3',5'-cyclic-AMP phosphodiesterase activity; protein homodimerization activity; 3',5'-cGMP-stimulated cyclic-nucleotide phosphodiesterase activity. Gene Ontology annotation, cellular component: perinuclear region of cytoplasm; synaptic membrane; mitochondrial inner membrane.